AUGUCUAAUUCAGCAACUUGUGUAACACCUAAAACAACUACUCCAAUGAAAAAUCAUAUUCAACAACAAUCCAUGCUCUUGCACGAUGCACCAUCACAAUCAACCGGUCCUAAACCUGUAGUUGAAACUCAAAUACUGACAGCCUCAGUUGCUCAAACAUCUCCAGUUAAAGAUUUGGAGAAUAAACGGAUAAACCUUGAAGAUGAAAAAUCAAAUAAAAAGAUGUCAGAAGUAAAAUGGCCGGUCAGACAAAAAAGUAGUAAGAAAGAACGGAAAAAGCGCCUGAAUGCCAGAAUGCGUCGUUUAGUAUCUCCUAAAAGUCCAUUAACGGUAGUCUCCGAGUUGUUUAAUGAUGUACCAAUUCACUUUGAGGAUCAAUCAAUAAAUAAUGUUACGGGUUACACUGUUACACUUCAGGUUGAUGGUCAGGUGUAUACUGGAAAACACAUUUCCAAGAUUCGAGCCAAACAAAAAGCAUGUGAACGUUUCUUGCGCAAUAUGUUGGCUAAAAAAAUAAGUGAAGAAUCGGAAAAAAAAGAAGAAUCUCCCAUUGGAAUAGAUAUGAAAGAUGAAAAAAAUGGUACUUUGCCAAAUCCUAAAGUACCACAGGAGGAUUUCCCGUGGCUACAUUUUGCUUCAUUAGCUAUGCAUAACUUGAUACAUUGCUGGAAACUACAGCCUGUUCCAAAAAUUAUUAAUUUACAAGAAGAACAACCAAAAUUGAAGAUUGGUGCUAUGAGAAAGUUUCCCGAGGACCCAAAAAACUGCAAUCCAGUACAGAUAAUAAAUCAAAUGAAGCCCGGUGUCAAAUUUAUUGAAACUAUUAUAAGUUUAAACCCGCCAUCAGCUUUCCGAGUGAAAUGUGAAAUAGACAACAUUCCAUUCACUGGACUAGGAUCAUCAAAAAAAGCAGCUAAGAGGGAAUGUUGUAUUGCAGCAAUCAAAUAUUUUUGGCAAUUUGAUUUCCAUGCUAUAUGA
Molecule: messenger RNA, 978 nt
Organism: Macrosiphum euphorbiae (potato aphid)
Lineage: Eukaryota; Metazoa; Arthropoda; Insecta; Hemiptera; Aphididae
Source: the annotation of a GenBank genome assembly